UUAGCCAUUUAUACUAAUUUUCACAAAUUGACAACAUUUCUAUUAGAAUAAUAAAAAAAAAUUGAAAACACAAUACAAUUAACAAUUUGGAACAAAAAAAAAACUGUUUCUAUCCCAUUUAUAAAGCCAUGCUGAAUGACUAGCGCCAUCUAUCGGAACACGAAGGCAACUGUAAUGCUUUCCAUCAUUCCAAGUGGAAGCCGCAUCUGUCAUCUGUCAAGAUGUUUACGAUGAGAAAUCACUCGCACUUAUUUACAUAAACUGUGAUUUCUCUCAUUCUCUCGGCCGUAGAUCCAGUCCAAUUGCAAUUGUUAAUGGACAAACUCGGUAGUUGUGAUGUCGAGUCAACGAGUUUCGCUAUCAUUUUUGGCCUCAUACGAAAAAAAUGGUGGUGCUAUCAGUCAAUUGUGUCGUACGUGUUUGUGCAGAACUGAUGAUGAGUACAUAUCUAUUGGAUCAACGAUGCCAUGGAGUCGAAGAGAAAGCUGCACGGCCCAAAAAAUGAUUGAGCAAAUUUUGAACAAAGAGUUGAGUAAAGUGCAGCCGCAACCACAACGAAUCUGUUCGAUUUGUAUAAAGAAAAUUCAAGCAAUCUCUUUGUUUCGGCAUCAAUGCAUCGAAUCAGACAAUAUUUUAACCGAAUUCCAGAAGCAUUUGCAGAAUCAGCCACCAGAUAGUGAAUCGAAGAAAUUUCAAAAUGAUUAUCUCUUUGAUAUGGACGAAAUAGUUUUUCCGGAGCAAAUCGAUGAUAAAUUUAUGCCGGUAUUUGAUACGGAAAUUCUCAAACUCGAAUCGAAUGUAUUGGAUGAGAUUAAGCGAGAUUUAAAUCCAGAACCUGAAGAAGCAAUACUACAACCACCAUCGCCACCACCUCAACCACCUCAACCACCUCAACAACCUCAACCACCGAAAAGAGUAGUGAAUACAAUAAAAAUUCCUGAUAAAGUUAAGACGAACGUGGAGAAAGUCAGCAAAGCAAAGGCACCGGUUACAAGGAAGAGAACGAGAAAAGUUAAUAAUUCGAAAGACGUCGAUAAGUACGUGGAUCGACUUUUGCGCGAAGAUAUCAAAGCCAGCUUGAAAAGCCUGGUAAAGAAGUACAAAAGGGAAAAGCCGGAAGAUGAUUUUCCGGGACUGUGCGAACAAUGCGGAGCGACAUUUUCUAGUUCGAAUGAGUACAAAAAACAUGUACAAAAAUUUCAUGAGGACAAAGCCAAGCAAACGUUCAAGUUCCACUGCAAAUUUUGCUCAAAAGGCUUCAAUCAUCGGCAAACAUACAAUAUUCACGUGAACUCACACACACGCGAACAAGUUUUUAUUUGCGACAUGUGUGGCAAGGAACUAGCGACCAAAAACAGUUUGCGCAUCCAUUUUAGGUAUCACCUGGGAAUCAAGAAUCACGUUUGCCCAAAAUGUGGCCAUCGUUUUGUAACGCCACGCGAAUUACGGGACCAUGUUGAAAAGAAGCACGCCACAGUGCGAGCGAUCGCAUGCACCUACUCAGACUGCUCAGAGACAUUCGAUUCGGACUAUCGGCUCAAUUUACAUAUACGAGUUCAUGAAACCAAUUACGCUUUUACAUGUGAAGUAUGCGGUGUGGCGUGUGUAAGCAAAUUCCGACUCGGAAUACACAAGAAAAUUCACACCGGUGAAAUGAUUCGAUAUUGUCCGAUUUGCCAAAAGAAGCUUGCACACGACAAUGCACUCCGUAGACAUAUCAAAAAUGUGCAUAACGAUAAGAACAAAGCACGAACUGGAACUGUGGCAAAGACACAACGUACAAUCACUUUGGAUGGAAUCAUUCUCACUACAAGCCCAUGAGCCAAAUUAUCAUCCAAUUCAAUUGGACUACUAUACAAGCAACGACAGCAUUAAUCGUAUCAUAUUUAAUAUCAUUUAGAUUUAGGGCACUUUUUGCCACGUAUUCAAAGCAGUAUUUUCUAACAUGUGAUUCUUUUAAUCUCAAUCACCAUAUCCAUUGAUCAUCCAAUUUCAUUCCCCUAGUAGUGAGUAGUGUAGUAGUAGAUCCCCUUUUUUUGUCUACAAUUUAUUUAUUUUGGAGAUUUUUUUCUCAUCAUAUCAUUUUUUGUGUGUUGAUAUUCUCGGAACUUUUGAACCAAAAAAAAAAAACUAAUUAGAUUAGACGCGCUUUUUUGUGGAACGAAAUUUAGUCAAAAUUUUAGUCAAGUCAUUUUAAGAAUAAGCACAAUUCUUUGAAUUUUAUUUAACGUGUAAUUUAAAUAAAUGAACGAAAUCAAUAAAAUGCUUUAUAGGAAACAAAAA
Messenger RNA from Sitodiplosis mosellana (orange wheat blossom midge), 2283 nucleotides. Its product is annotated as GDNF-inducible zinc finger protein 1-like. Bases 337 to 1821 code for a protein of 494 amino acids. Gene Ontology annotation, molecular function: zinc ion binding; RNA polymerase II cis-regulatory region sequence-specific DNA binding; DNA-binding transcription factor activity, RNA polymerase II-specific. The record is from RefSeq and is a predicted model, not a curated record. Gene Ontology annotation, biological process: regulation of DNA-templated transcription. The transcript is spliced from 4 exons. Lineage: Eukaryota; Metazoa; Arthropoda; Insecta; Diptera; Cecidomyiidae. Gene Ontology annotation, cellular component: nucleus.